Molecule: messenger RNA, 1123 nt
Organism: Pseudogymnoascus destructans
Lineage: Eukaryota; Fungi; Ascomycota; Leotiomycetes; Thelebolales; Thelebolaceae
Gene: VMA11
Product: v-type proton ATPase 16 kDa proteolipid subunit 2
Exons: 5
Coding region: 17-1123 (368 amino acids)
Biological process (GO): proton transmembrane transport
Cellular component (GO): proton-transporting V-type ATPase, V0 domain
Molecular function (GO): proton-transporting ATPase activity, rotational mechanism
Source: RefSeq, a predicted model, not a curated record
GUGAAUAUUCUAGUAUAUGUGCUAUAUAUUGUUAUAUAUCCGGGAUGGGGAGUAUGCAGACGGUGUUUCAGCAGCGGUCAGUCCAUCGCAGUACAGCUAUUGUGAGAGUAUCCAUGAACAGCACUCCCGACUGGAGUUCUCUUCCACGGACACGCCGACUCCCUCAUCGUCAUUCUCCCAUUCUCCCCUAUAUCCAUCGACUCCAUCGUGGCUAGUGAGAGGCACAGUGCAUUCCCUUGCCGGCUCCAUAACUUACUACAGUAUGAUAAGGGGCUGUGGCUGUGGUGUCCUAGAAGCGGGUCAACUGAGGCUGUGUCUACUCUAUUUCACUGAAUCCUGGGCAUCGUCAUUGGAGAUCCCAAGAAACAAUUCACACGGCCUCUCUCCCACCAUCAAGUCAUGCCAUAUCGAGGCAUACAAAAAGAAACACAGACUGAUUCAUUCUCACGAUCCCCUCGUCGUAUGCCAUCUAAUCAUGUCCCACUCACCCAUGACUACGCGAUUCAUUCCCUGCGAUUUAUUCCCUGCGAUUCAUUCGUUUUCUCAACAAACAUCGACGACCCUCCAACGCAUCUGCUUCCAUCGCAGCAGCACCAGCCCACCAGCACAUCAACACUCUGCGCCUGCCUUCACAAUGGCAGACUCGGAAUCCGCCCCCAAGUUUGCGCCGUUCAUUGGAAUGGCCGGAAUUGCGUUUGCGAUGAUCUUUGGCACUAUUGGCGCCGCAUACGGCACGGCGAAAUCGGGCAUUGGAAUCUCGGGCGUGGGAACGUUUAGACCAGACCUCAUCAUGAAGUCCCUCAUCCCCGUCGUCAUGUCCGGCAUCAUCGCCGUCUACUCCCUCGUCAUCGCCGUCCUAAUCGCCGGCGACAUGGCCCCACCCCCGGGGCAGCACUACGCGCUCUUCACGGGCUUCCUGCACCUCGCCGCGGGCCUGUCUGUCGGGCUCACGGGCCUAGCGGCGGGGUAUGCGAUUGGGAUUGUGGGGGAUAUGGGGGUGAGGAGUUAUAUGCAGCAGUCUAGGAUUUUUGUGGGGAUGGUGCUGAUUCUGAUUUUUGGGGAGGUGUUGGGGUUGUAUGGGUUGAUUGUGGCGUUGAUUUUGAAUACGAAGAGUAGGGGAUGA